GUUUGAUCAUUGAUCAUUUAUUUUUGGAACGAAAUCAUUCUGCUUAAAAGCAGAGUCUCUGGUUGUCAGCGUUUAAAUUUAGUUUAUUCAUCGAUCUCAAUGUGAAGUUUAUAUCGAAAGAUUGUUUGAAGAUCUGUUAUGGAAUAUGAGUCAUCAUAUAGCAUAUCUCUGUUUGUUUUUAAUCACGACCGUUGUGUUUGGAGAUGAAGUGAAGUCAGUGUCAGUGAUGGAGGGAGAUUCUGUUACUCUACAUACUGAUAUUACUCAAAUACAGAAAGGUGAUCAGAUACUGUGGAUAUUCGGACCUAAAGGGACUCUUAUAGCUCAAAUAUAUACAGAGAUCAUCAAUACAUAUGAUGGGGUAAAGCUGGACAGUCAGACUGGAUCUCUUACCAUCCCAAACAUCAGAAUCACAAACUCUGGACUUUAUAAACUAAAGAUCAGCACCAACAUUGGGAAUUCAUACAAGAAAUUUAAUGUUACUGUCUAUUCUCGUCUUCCCAUUCCUUUCAUCAUUAGAAACUCUUCUCAAUUUCCGUUAUCAUCAAUCUCAAACUGUUCAUUAUUAUGUUCAGUGUCGAAUGUGAGAGAUGUGAGUCUGUCCUGGUACAAAAGAAACAGUUUAUUAUCCAGCAUCAGUGUGUCUGAUCUCAACAUCAGACUCUCUCUACCUCUGGAGGUUGAAUAUCAGGACAACAACACAUACAGAUGUGUACUCAACAAUACCAUCACAAACCAAACCCAACAUCUCAACAUCAAUGAUAUCUGUCAGACGUGUUCAGAAUUACAGUGCUUUUAUGUAAUACUACUGACAGCUACAAUUGUUCCGCUGCUCAUAGUUGUAGCUUUUUGUGUGAUUUGCUGUUGGUACAACAAUAGUAAAAAAACAAAGAAGUUAACAAGGUGCAGACCCUUAAAGAUAGAUGUGUCUUCUGGAACUCCUGUAUAAUUCAACCAGUCAGAGGAAGACUUUGAAGCUGCUGAAGUGUUUCCGGAUAAUUCCAUAUGCAAUGACCAUGGGCCUGAUGUCUGAGACUGCAAUAUACUGUACCAACCCAACAUUAAGAUGCCCACUGCCAGAGCCGUUUCUAGGCUAAGCAAUCUAGGCAGUUGCCUAGGGUGCCACCAGCUGCAGGGGUCGCCAAAAGAGCCAAUAUACAUUUUGCCUACUGCUUCGCUGACUUGAGUGAAAAAUGAGCACAGCAACAAAGACAAACUGUAAAACAAACAUUUUUAUACAUUUGAACAAAGAAACAUCUUAUAAUAAAUAGUGCAGAUUUGCUGUUAGAGUGAAAGCAGGAGUCAAGCAGUGCAGUUGAGUAUCCUGAUGGCCUGUGGGCAGAGGCGGACACUACUUAAGUAUUUUUACUUUCUACAUAAAAGUAAUUUUUUAAGUAUUCGUAUUUUAUUAGUGUUUUUGUUUGGAAAACAUACAUUUCAGAACAUAUUAUCAUAAUUUUUACUCCAAUACAUUUCAGAAUUUUAAGUUUUUGGUUUAUAUUUAAUAUUUCAGUACAUUAAACAUCUAGUUUUUGUUUUACUUGAGUAAAAGUAAAAAAGUAUUUAUUACUUUUUACUUAAGAAAAGUAAAAGUACACAUUUUUUAUGGAAUUAGGUAUGAAAUCAAAUUUAAUAUGCAAUAUAGAAAGAAUAUAAAGUAUGAUUUGAACACUAUGAACAUUUUUUAGUAAAGUAAUUUUUUCUCAAGACAAACAGAAGCCAGAGGAGGAAAUCAUUGUUGAUACUUUGUACAGUCAAACCGGUUUUCCCACUUGUCAUGUAAAUUAUUGAUUCAUACACUGAAAAAAACUAUUCAUUCAAUUUACUCAAUUUUUUAAGGUAAGUUGUCACAGUCAAUUUAUUUAAGCUAUAUUUAAACAAAAAUAAUUUGAAUAACAAAACUUUUGUUUAAAUGUAUAGCUUAUAGCUUAAAUUGACUGAAACCACAUUCCUUAAAAAUAUUUUGUAAAUUGAAUGAUUAAUUUUUCAGUGUAUUUUAAAAUUAAAAACCAGUUGCAUUAAAUGUAGACUGAUUUAAUUUCAAUCUAUAAAAGUAAGAUUGAUUAGCCCUAACUGUCACAGUGACAUGUUUUGUGUCUAUUCUAUAUUGUCAUCACCUGGACACUUUUUAAUUAUCACAUCAUUCAUUCCACCUGUGUGUCAUUAGUCUUUGUGUAUUUAUACCAGUGUUUGUGUCACACUCAUGGUUGGAUUAUUGUCAUUGCUUACCAUGUCUGUUUCCCGUGUUACUUGUUCUGGAUGUUACUAUGUUUUUGCUACCCUGUUACUCCUCGUGUUUUUGUUUCCCCAUUUUAUUAUUAAAUGUUAUUUAUAUUUUGAACUCUGCAUUUGCGUCCUGACUCACGUCCCGUGUCAUGACACUAACAAAUUGCUAGUUGGUAUUAGACACAGUCUUGAUUUAGCGACUAUGUUUAUGCAACCAGCCCAGAUUGAAAUGUUUAGACGGAUGACUUGAUUCUUAAAGUCUCACUGUUACUUGCAAAUUGUAAUUCAUUUUAUUUAACUGAAAAGGAAAUACCUCUAUGAUAAUUAAGUAUUAUGGAGUGGAAUUUGUUUGAAGCAUUCUUGUGUCAUAUGUCUUUUGUCAUUUUAAUCACAUCAAACAAAGGUGUGUAGUAUGUACUGUAAGGUACCACCCACAAGCCCAACGACAGAUACAA
Messenger RNA from Misgurnus anguillicaudatus (oriental weatherfish), 2681 nucleotides. Lineage: Eukaryota; Metazoa; Chordata; Actinopteri; Cypriniformes; Cobitidae. The record is from RefSeq and is a predicted model, not a curated record.